AGGGCAGAAACGUGCUAUUAGUAGUACUAACUUAGUGACCUAUGUACCACCGGAGAUGCUGUUGAAUAUUGCUGGCCACUAUGUGGAGAUCAGUCCGUGUCCUGUUUUGGAAAUAGACAAAUCUUGGAGCUAAGGAGGUUGACGUGAGUAGCUAAAUUUUCGCAAGAACGUCGCAUAGAGUUGAAAUCUUCGCCAAAACGGACAAAAUGGAGAAUCAUGAAGGGGCUGCUGCAGCAAGAGACCGUGUGCUCGAUUAUUCACGGUUGAGUUUAAAUACCUUUAACGUUGAUAAUAUUAGCGACGAGAGGAAAAGGGACACCAAACAACUCCACCUGAACUACAACCGACUACACUCGUUGCCCUCGUCGCUCUGUCUUUUCCAAAACCUGGAAUUUUUGGACAUCAGCAACAACGGACUGUCGACCAUUUGUGAGGGCGUUACGCGACUCACCAAGCUUAAAACACUUUUAGCCAAGAACAACCGCCUGGACGAGUUUUCUCUGCCCAAGGAGUUCGGCUCUCUACAGCUGGAGGUGUUAAACUUUAGCGGGAACCGGUUUGAAGAGAUCCCACUUCAAUGUACCAAACUGCUGCGUCUGCAGUCGCUUUCACUCGGUGGAAACAGACUGAAAAGUAUUCCCACAGAGAUAGAAAAUUUAACCAGUUUAGAGAUGUUGUAUUUGGGUGGCAACCUCAUCUCAGCUAUUCCUCCUGAAGUGGCAAACCUGCCCUACCUCAGCUACCUGGUCCUCUGUGACAACCGCAUCCAAAGUGUGCCACCACAGCUCACCAGGCUUCACUCACUGCGAUCGCUAAGUCUCCACAACAACUUGCUGACUUACCUGCCGAGAGAGAUCCUCAGCCUGGUGCAGCUGCAGGAGCUCAGUCUAAGAGGCAACCCGCUGGUGGUACGCUUUGUCAAGGAGAUGACCUAUGAUCCUCCUUCCCUGCUGGAGCUGGCAGGACGUACCAUCAAGAGCCGAAAUAUUCCAUACUCUCCCUGUGACCUGCCUUCAAACCUGCUGCACUACUUGGACCUGGCGAGCAAGUGUCCCAACCCCAAGUGUGCCGGCGUUUACUUUGAUUCCUGCGUGCGCCACAUCAAAUUUGUUGACUUCUGCGGAAAAUACCGGCUGCCCCUUAUGCACUACCUGUGUUCCCCAGAGUGCACCUCUCCCUGCAGCUCCAACCCUCAGAGUGAUGCAGAAUCUGAGGAUGAGAGCAGCGUUCCAGCUGACCGCCUUCAGAGAGUGCUACUGGGAUAGAACAAGAAGGUGGAAGGUCCGAGCAUCUGGCCAGCAGAGGUUUUACCGGCCUGUCAGCUCCAUCCUAUGAAGUAGAACAUUUGUGAAUUUACCAGACAGAUAUAUACAUACUCGCAGACUACAAAAACAGCAAAUAUACUUUAGUACAUUUGGCUACUUUAAUGCACAGAAUAUAAACCAGUCUUUCGUUGUCCUGGAAAUGCAAUAUUUUCAUCUUGCAGAUUGUGUUUUUUUUUUUUUUUUUUUCCUUUUUUGGAGGGGGGGUGAUGACAGUUGUCCACACACGUUAGUGAAAUGGCUAAAAGAGGGUAUGAGACAUGAGUUUCUCACAGAGCCAU
Messenger RNA from Melanotaenia boesemani (Boeseman's rainbowfish), 1603 nucleotides. RefSeq names its product leucine rich repeat containing 58b (gene lrrc58b). Gene Ontology annotation, molecular function: protein binding. The transcript is spliced from 4 exons. The coding region runs from base 207 to 1265 and encodes 352 amino acids. Lineage: Eukaryota; Metazoa; Chordata; Actinopteri; Atheriniformes; Melanotaeniidae. The record is from RefSeq and is a predicted model, not a curated record.